Botrytis porri is the source of this 699-nucleotide messenger RNA. RefSeq lists its product as uncharacterized. The transcript has a single exon. Bases 1 to 699 code for a protein of 232 amino acids. Lineage: Eukaryota; Fungi; Ascomycota; Leotiomycetes; Helotiales; Sclerotiniaceae. The record is from RefSeq and is a predicted model, not a curated record.
AUGUCUAAAUCACCCAUAGACAAACGCGCCGUGGUAGUUUCCGUUUCCAGGGUUGCAAUCCUUUUUGCUUUAAUUUUCCUCGUUGUUUUCAUCGCGACGGACAUCAUUCAUAUUCCAUACCUUUCUCAUGGUUUAGAUCUACUUUUCUCCUGGAUGACUGUGAUCUUAUCACCAGUCUACCCAUUCUGGGCUCCUCUAACGCUUGGUGUCUCCAUCAAGCUAUAUCGACACAAGGCAUUUCCAAAGCAGAGAGAAUGGAUCACUUCAUCUAUUCUGAUUUUUAUAUCACAUCUUGGACGAGUAAUUGUGGAUACUAUGCAGCCGUUGGGAUUUUUUGACAAAGUCUGCAGUUUGAGAAACUGCUGGCAUGAGUACAUUCAAAUGUGCUUGAUUGCAGUUGUGAUUAUAGGCGAAGUCGUUGGAAUUCCAUGGGAUGCGAAUGUUGUUCAGAGCUGGGUUAACAUAUUGGCGGUCGAGUCUGAGGAUCGGGCAGCAAAAGAGACAGCUAUAAAUGACGAGGAUGGGAUGGAAAAAGGUCUUGUUGAUCAAGCUGCAGAGGAGGUUACGUACUUGGAUAGUGGGGAUCUGGGGCUACAUGAGAAGCAGAUGUCUGUUGAGACUUUUGAGCUUCAUGAAACUGAGGCGGCUGAGUUGCCCAUGGAUGAGGCAUUAACACAGAGUGACGAAGGUACGAAAUAG